Messenger RNA from Scophthalmus maximus (turbot), 1897 nucleotides. Its product is annotated as fibroblast growth factor 1-like. The coding region runs from base 205 to 663 and encodes 152 amino acids. Gene Ontology annotation, biological process: cell differentiation; positive regulation of cell population proliferation; positive regulation of gene expression. Lineage: Eukaryota; Metazoa; Chordata; Actinopteri; Pleuronectiformes; Scophthalmidae. Gene Ontology annotation, cellular component: cytoplasm. The transcript is spliced from 4 exons. Gene Ontology annotation, molecular function: fibroblast growth factor receptor binding; growth factor activity. The record is from RefSeq and is a predicted model, not a curated record.
AAGUCCCCGAAGCAGCAGCAGCCACUUCUCUGGUGGCGAACACAGGAGGAGCUCGCGGCACAGAGAGGCACCAUGAGCUGGUUUCGGCCAAACCGCAGUUAAAAGCGAGGCGGAGGGGAGGACAUGCUGGCUCACCCGGGGGGCACCGUCCCGCGACUUUCUCACAGUGCAGGUGACAGGAACGAGCCUCCGGCCGCCUGAGAGAUGUCUGAGGGAGACGUCACAGUGCUGCCCCUUGCACCCGCGUCCCUGGAUCUGUCCAGGCAGGAGCCCAGGACGCUGACCCGGCUCUACUGCCAGGGCGGAGGACACCACCUGAGGAUCUCCCCGGACGGAACCGUGAGUGGUGGGAGGCAGGAGAAAGACCCCUGUGACGUGCUCAGGCUGAAGGCUGUGAGCGUGGGAGUGGUGGUCAUCAAGGGUGAGAUGACAGGACGGUUCCUGGCUAUGACCAAAAAUGGAAACCUCUACGGAUCACAAACCCUGAACGACGAGUGUUACUUCGUGGAGAAGUAUGAGGAAAACCACUACAACACAUAUUGCUCUCAGAAGUACAACUGGUAUGUUGGGCUGAAGAGGAGCGGCCGACCCAAAGCAGGACCAGACGCCCACUGGGGUCAGAAGGCCGUCUUCUUCCUGCCAAGGCCUGCAGGCAACAUGUAAAGUGUUUCCCAUUUAAAGGUCAAUCAAUUACAUGAAUACAGCAGACUGGGGAAGCCUGGGGCAAACACAUAAUACUGUUUUAUAGAGCUCUGCUUCAAUAUUAAUAACCAAUGAAUUAGUUUAUUCCACUUAUUUAUGCAGGGAUUGUGUUACCAGGCCAUUCCAGCUCAAGUAAAGAGUUCAUAUAUUGAAUACUUUCUGCUCCUAAUCACACAUACACCCACUCACAAGCAGACAGCAAAUGUGUGUAGUAUCAGUUCGUGUCAGUCUUGAUAAAUGAGUGUUUACUUUGAACUGGGGUAUGAAAUACCACUGCUGGAAGACAGCAAUGGACCGGUUUAACAAAGACAUAGUUCUACAGUUGGUCACGUCUGGCCCAAAGGAAACCAUCAAAGCAACAAACAAAAAAAUGCCCACCAUCUGGCUUUGAAUUCAAAACUUCAGCAAGCAGAUUUUUUUUUUAGAAUAUUAGUGUCAUAAUUAUUCCAGUUGCUCAACAACAGGCCUCCUCCAAUAGGGUAGUUGGCGGUUGACUGGAUGACAAACGUCAAUGUUUAAUCACCAUUCCCGUGAAGGAACGUCAGCAAAUUUUUUUCAAAAGCUCAAGUUUCUUCACUUCAGGUCAACUGUGUGGGAAUUUUUUUUUUGUGUGUCCCCACAACAGUUGCUGAAGUGAUGCUCUCAUUAGCCAUGACAACACAACAAUAUUUGAAUGGUUACAUGAUUAUAUCAUAUUACUAUUAUGUUGUUGUUAUGUGCCCAGGUCAGCUGACAGUCUUCAGUUGUAGCAAGGCAAAUGUGAAAACUUUCUUUCAGUAGUCGAUGAACGUAUUAAGGAGUUGUGUGUUCAAAAGAGGGGAGGAACAAAAGGAAGAUGCUCACGUUGGAUGAUUUGAUGUUAGUUAUGAGAAAAAAGAGACAGACCAAACACUGACCUUUCUGACCCACAGGGUUUCUGCGAGCUAAUUCGCUCUUCUUCUUUUUGAUGAAACACAUGUUGCUGAAACAUUAAACUGGGUCUAAUUACUUUUGUGAAUAUUUAUUUAGAACAUAUUAUUUCUACUCUAAGAUUUACGUUGUGAUAGUAAUAUACAUUUUCAGAAUAAUUUAUACAUAUACACAUAUAUAUAUUGUAUAUAUAUAUAUAUAUAUAAAUAAAGGUAAUGCUUCCAUAUGUUCACCUUUGUAUUGUUUUUAAAUAUAUGAAAUAAAAUGUGCAUUAUCAUCCACUGUA